CUUAGAUGCAUCGUUUGCAAUAUUCGUUGAGAGGUAGUGAAACAAAUAGUAGAUUUAUUUCCAAGCCGUACUAGCUGCUUCCGAAAGGAGAACUGGGUUUGGCCCAAUUCGGGCAAACCAAAGGAUAGUGAAAAUGGAUAAACUUUCAAUGUUCAGCAGUUUGCAAAAAUCGAUCGAUACUCUCAAAUCGACGGAAUGCAGUCAAAAAGAGAAGAUUACUCACUUUGGCCAGAUAAGCGAAACGAUCGUUUCGUACAGAUCCAGUUCAAUGAGCAGCAACUUUCAGAACCACUUGAGUGCAGCCAUUGGAACAUUGUUGAUGUUCUGUGAGGAAACCGAUUCAACCAUCCGGAUGAGCGCCGAGGAGAAUCUGAACCGGAUUGUGAGAUUCUGCGAAGGAAAUGGAAGCAUCGUUAGGGUCCAAAUUGAUUUGUAUCACGAGAUUAAGAAAAAUGGAAACGAGAAAGCUCUCCGGGUUUGUUUGGCACUCUUUGGACACUACUGUGGAGCAAUCAAACAACGCAAAGGAAAAACGUAUGCACAAAAUUUACUACCCUGCAUUUUUGCCAUUUCGAAGCGAAGGGAAACACAGGUGCUGGAGAGUUUGGCAACGUUUGUUGAUGUUUUCACAAGAAAACUAGAAAGUUAUAUGACUGAUGGAGAAGUUCUAAAAAUAACGGAGGUAUUCGUGGAAGAUCUGGCUGCAGAAUGUGCAACCAAGCGGCGAUGUGCGGCUCAAAACAUUGAUUCGUUCAUUGCGUGGUCCAGAUGUCCUGAAUUUUAUGCAAAUAACACCUUUAACCGAUGCAUUGAAAUGCUGCUUAAAAAUCAAGAACAGUAUGCGGUAUUGGGAGUGCUUACCUGUUUUCGCGGAAUAUUACCAAUUGUGUUAAAACACUCAAAUCCUGAAAAGUCUAUAGAAAUUCUGGACCUGGCCUUGCAUUUUUUGAAAGAUGGAAAUCAUAGUGUGGUAAACGCUGCACUUGAAGUUAUUGCUAUUAUUUUGAACAAUCUUCAGCCUUCAGCAAGAAAACUUCUGCUCUCGAAGGACUUGGAGCAUCGAUCAUGUCUGUUGAAACGUAAAACUUUGAAAAAUUCCGUUUUCAAAAUCCAUCUGAGCGAAAGUCUACUCGGUUCACGCAAAUCCAGCACUGACGCUCGAAUGGAUUCAAUCAAACCGGAUAAAGGGAUGUCAUUUCUGCAAGUUACUUCAACUCCAACGAAAUUCACACCGGGAGAUGAUAAAUCUUUGGCAUCCGCAUCCGAUUUGGAGAUGGAUUUCUUUCGAAGCAUGGAGUUUGACAAUUCGCUUCAGAUGGCGAGUUGCAGUCCAGAGAAGGAAAUGAAAUCAAAACCCGGCCAAGCAGAUAAUGUGUCUUUGAAGAGUCAAAAAUCCACCGAUUCAAUCGGUUCGUUUAUCAACACUUUUCUUACGACCAGCUCGAGCGCUGGGGAAUCGGUGAGUAAGUUUUUCCGAAAGUCAUUUGAUUCUCCGGCAUCCGGGUCGACGCCUGCGAGAGAGGUUAAUACCAUGAGACGAGCGGAUGAAGAUGAUCUGUCGCUGGAAUCGCUGGCUAGUAGUCAAAUUUCGAUCCAAAGUAGUAAUGCUGAUACAAUCAAGAAUGAGCUGGACGUUAUGUUGGAGGUUGAUGAUUCUAUUGGGACGGAAACGGCUACUCUGGCAGAGGUGAUCCGAGAAAGCACGAUUCCUGAGAUGGAGAAUGCGGAUGCAGAUACACCAACGGCGUCCCUUGCGGGAGCAAUGGAGGAUAUCGACGAACCAUCCGGGAGUCCUACGCGGGAUGUUUUCAUUGGUUUUAUUUACGAUCAAAAUAUUGUCGACUACACAGCCCGCCUCAUUUCUUCUAAAUUUCUGCUGUCAGGAACUCGACAUUGCCUUAUACCAGACUACUCUGUCCGUGUUUCAGUGAAAAGUAUGUCGCUUCAAAUCCUAUCACUAUGUGUACAGCUCCGACCAGAAGUUCUACUGCUUCCGCUGGAAAAAGACGAACCAAAGGAUGAAUUUGAUGUGGUGGAAAUUCUCAAUCUGGAAGAUGCAAUCAAUGAAAUGGCCAACGAAGCCAUUUUGGAGGCGGACGAGAAUCCCUCUGCCGGUGGAGAAGCAGCGUCUGGUCUGGAAGCUGAAGGGCUGUUGGAAAUAAAAGAGGACCACUUUGGAGAUUGUGACAGCUCAACCUAUUUUGAAUACUUUUCACCUAUGAGCAUCAGUUUGGAUCAAGGGCUGACGUCGCUGAAAACGAAACUGAAGAUGGUGGAAGAAAAUUUCAGUACGAUGGCCACCGACAGUCAGGAGAAAUUGAGUAAGGAAUUGGAUGCAAUCCUUUCACAGUCUGAUUGCAGCGGAGACUUGGUGAGGAGAGGAGAGCGAAGAAAGGAGCUAUUGGUAGUUCCCAAAGUGGUUACGAGCAAGGGAGAUGUGGUAACGAAGCGGCUUGCAGUCGAUAAAGAAGACGAACAACAAAUGAUAGCUGAUGUUUUAUUGUUUUACAAUCAUGCCGAUCCGAUGCUGAAGGGAAAUGUGUUGCUGAUCAUUGGAAACUUUUUAAAACUAGUGCUGGAAAACAAUGCAAGCGUGGGGGCAUUCCUCAGUGCCAAUGACUGGAAGACUACAUUGGGUAGCUUCCUCAAUGAAGAUACGUUGUUGCAGAUUAUUGUUCAGGGCUUUACAGAUGAGAUUCACACGGUUGUGAACCAAGCCCUUAUUGCGUUUGAGCUUGCGUUUACGCCCUUUUGCAAAAAUCAACCUUAUAGAGGUCCAUUCGAGGAAGAUCAUAAGUCACUACCCAGUACAUUCAGUUUUCAUAAGCCAUCCAGCACAAACCUUCUCACAAACAUCGAACCACCACCCAGAAUGACUGCAGGAAAUCUACUCAAUCAAAUUUUGCUGGUUUUCCACAACAAAUAUUGGCUGGUGCAGUGCAAAGUUUGCGAUGUAAUUGUAAACUUGAAUUUUGAGGUUCUAGAGGGUGUGGCUGGAGCUGAAAAGGCACACAUAAUCCAAGAUAAGUGUCUACAGCAUGUUUUGCUGCUGCUGCGAGAUAACGAUUUCAGAGUGCGAAACCAUGCCGGCCAGAGUCUUGUUUGCUACAUCGAGAACUCAUCCGGAAUUUGCAAUAUGGCUGGCGUACAAAGAGAAGAAGAAAUCUUAGAAUGCUUUGUUAAAGACUUUGUGCUGUCGAACUUUGCGCAACCGAUCGAUGUACGUAGUUUGCAAAGUUCUAGGGGUAGUCAAACUUUUGCUGAGAACACAGCGAAAAUUUUGUACAUUAUGAGUAACCAACUUCUGAAUGUGGGCGAUCGAAACCAGUUGCUUGGAAUCAUCAACUUCUUGAAAGUGUUCAUCUCUAAAUACAACCCGUUUGAGUUUCUGAAAAUUUGGAACGAAUUCAACUUGCUGAAUGUUUUAUCAAGUUUGAUGAAUGAGCAUACUGGAACUGCACUUGAUUUAACUGCACAGAAUGACUUGAUGGAAUUGUGUUCGACGCUUCUGAUUGUGACGGUAUCGUCAAAACCAAUCACCAGUGCAGACAACGAGACGAUUGACAAAUUCAUCUUUCAUAUCCUCAAGAUUUUAAACAUCUACCAACAUUUGCUUCUGCUGCCCGUUGUUGUUUCGAAGCCACCAAAAGGAGAUUUGUUUGCUAAUCCCAAAGAGCUGCAAUUGGUCAAUUGCUUUGGGUACUUUGGAAACGACCCUUUUUACGUUAAACUGUACAAUCUGUUGAGGAAUGCGUUCGAAAGUUAUAAGAUCACCAUCUCCACCGACGUGGGGCAAAAGAUGUUCGGUUUAUUACGCACCACAAUUGCCAGUCUCUGGCGCAUACUGGAAAUCAAAAGCAUCUCUUCCAUGACAAAUGGUUUCAAGUUCAUCGAGGAAGUCCUCCGGUACCUCAUAACGUUUCUCUCGUAUGAACCAGAGUACUGCGUUCGAUGCACACAGUUUCUGCUGAGGUUUCUUUUCACCUGCAACUAUGUCAAUCGUCUAGAUGAGGUAGACUAUUUCCGCAAAACAAGCCAAUUCCUGUCUCCAUCUGAUGUGGCUGGAUGUAGAAUGCUGCUCGAUCGGUACUACGAGUUCUACAAAUGCAAAACGGUUACUUCCGUUUCCGAUCUGGGUAGCUACAUUAAGCAGUUCGAACAGAUGGUUAUCGCAUGUCUGAAGAUCUACUCGAAAACAACAGCCAGGGUACAGGCCGUCAUUCUCGAACUGCUUUGUCAGCUGCUUGAUUUCAACAUUAACUACCAGCUGUUGGACUCGAGUAAUGUGUUUGUGGAAAGCAUUCUGAAACAUAUCGAACUUUUAGAAACAGGAUCUAUUCCGGAUUCGGAGCGACUAAUGCCGAAAAUCGUAAAAUUUCUAUUUCUGUUGUCCCACUCCAAAGAGCGCUCGAAAAUCAUCAACAUUCCAAAGAUCAUCAAUAUCUGUGAUAAUUUGCUAGCAAAUGCAUUGAUUCGAAAAACGGCCAUAGCAUCGCUUCAAGCCCUGGUACAUGAAAUAUUUUUCCUGCACCGGAUUGCUCCCGCUGAUCGUACCAGCGAAUUGAUACUGGCAGAAGUUGGCACUCAGAAGGAAGUUAUUUUGAACAUGAUGAUUAAAUUUCCCGAGGAGGUUCAGUGCUACGAAAUUGCUCCGAUGGUGUUGCUGGCAGAGAGGCAAUCCGAACCAGGAAAAUAUGAGGCUGAUAUACUGAAUGCAUUGGUUGGGGCGAUGCAGGAGAAGAAGCUGACCAUAAGCUGCGACCAAGAAAGAGUGAUUGUGCAUAGAGUUUUGAAAGUAUUGGAUAAAGAAGUGAUAUUGGAUAGAGCAGUGCUUCAAAAUUUCUUGGAAAUUGUUAGCGCAACCGCCAAUAGAAAGGAUUUAUCACUCAAUCAAAAGAUGAUCUAUUAUCAGCUGAUUUUCGAAAACGUUCUACUGGCAACUGAGGAGAUGUUUCUACUGGAGCAAGUGAAACAAUAUUUCAAAGAGGAGUCUUCGUCGGACGCAGAAAAAAAGUUCGUUAAGUUGAUCGUCAAUAUUUUGUACGAUGCAAUUGAAGAUUUUCAAGCACAAAAGGAAAACAACUGUCUCCGAGAUAAUCUAAUAAGAAUGAUUUGCAUAUUUGGAAAAUUCAGCAACUACCCAAAGAUAAAGAAGCUUAUGGCUGACACCAUCAACAUCAAUAAGCUAGGUCAAAACAACCCAGAUUUUCUGUUCCAGUCUCCGGUCAUCGACUUUUUGGUUGACUAUGACAAAGAGUUCAAAGCAAUUCAGCUAACAUUGAAUGGAACUCGUGGAACGGUGACCUUCGAACAGUUGACCAAAGUGUUGAUCAAAACUUUUAUUGAACGCAAAUCCACAAAAUCCAACUGGUCCUCGUAUGAGAUUUCCCAUCUCAUCGAUCAUCACUUCACCAUUCUAUUGACCAACUUCAAUACAUUCCUCCUCGAAUACGUCCCUUUAGCAGAGUAUUCCGAUGUGAUUGUAUCGAAAACAAUUGCUAACCUCCACUCGACUGGUUCCAGUUUCAAAUAUUUCAUUUUGCUGGACAAAUCCCACCUGAUUAGCCUUCCACUCUUAAUAGAGAAGCUGACAGAGUUUCUUACAGAAUCCAACGUUAUAACUUCCCGCAGGUCAGCCCUAGUGCUAGAUUCAAAACUAAACGCCUUGCUGAAAAUUGAUUCUUUAGAAAGCGAGAACGUCCAAAAAAUCCUACCGCAUCAAAAAUUUAGCAAACUGUUCAACAUCUUCACACCAGAGCGACGCAAAAAGUUUCCAAAACUAUUCAAAACUAUUCUGCUUCUGGUUCGCUUCUAUGAAGGUCUGAGUCCCCCUGAAGAUCUCGUUCCUCAAAUCGACUUGCAAAACCUCAAACAGAUAACCGUUGACGAAGCAUGGUUUAUGGAUCAAAUCAGCUUCCACUGUACCAGAAAAUCGUAUACUAAACCAAAGAACAUCGCCCGCAUGCUGCAUGAAAUUAACUCGGAAAGCAAACUUAUCAACUUCCUGUCUAAUAACGGCUUCAAUUUCCGAUUGCUGCGAGAAGUGAUUGUUACUGCAUUUGAAAAUAUGUUCCACGCUUUCCGCGUUGACUGCGUACAGUUCAAUCCCCAUCUGAACUAUCUAAAGGUACAUCCCAUGCUGAAAGUAGGUUUGAUCGUACUCAUGAGAAAACUGGGUGAGAUCAAUUGCAGCCCGGAGAGCGAGUUGGAUGAAAGAACCGUCCUGCACUGCGUCAAAUCAACCAUCUGCUUUCUGGAAAACAUUUCUCGACUUGAACAUCUCUGCCUGAUGUACGUGGAAGCCCGUUUUAUCGAUCGUUUCGUCAAGGACCAUAUCCUGAAAUCAAACUUUUAUGAAACUCUACUGGUCUUUGCCAGAAAUUGUGCCAAACUUCUUGCAUCAAAGCUGAAUACUACCAAACUGAACGACAUCACCACACUAGAACAGUACCUCAAGUGUAUCGAUCUUAUCUUGCGACAAAAGUGUCUCUGGACUGAACUCAAUCAAAACGACAAAUACUUGGCGGAGCAAAAUCUGAUCAUACGGUUGAUAUUCAACAUCGUAACAGAACAUUUGCGAGAAAACCUCUUCCUGACACGAUACCACCCGCCGGAGAUAUUCGCUGAACUCAUCGCGCAUCGUUACGAUCAGGUGGAAGUAUUCCUACAAGCUAUACUGAUAGCGCAGUACGUGUCCGAACGGGAUACUAUCAAUGCUGGCGAAGAUUUGGCGGAAUGCUCGGAACAACAGUGGUUGCUGAUGAGAACGACAGAAUCGGUGGCAAUUGCCUUGCUGAAAAUGGAUCGGUUCUAUUCGGUUGCAAUGACCCCCACGGAGGUGUUCAACUGUUACAGCCUAGAUGUGGACGUUGAACCGUUGAAGCUGCCUUCGGUGCCGAUCGACUACCUGUACGAACUGGACACUUUGGAAGUGUAUUUGAAACGGGUAAAUAUUUUCGGAUAUUCAUCGAAGCAGCAAUUUGAAGAACUUUUCAUGUCACUGCUGGUGCUGAUAAACCGGGAAGGCGAUCCUGCAAUAAUCAGUUUCCAAGAGCAGUACGAGAUCAAAAAUAUGUGCUUGCGUGCGAUCAGUAAUUUACUACUGACAUGCUACAAAUAUCCGCGGAUAGGCUUCGGCGAUGGGAAAUUCCAUCACGUUCCUCGAAAUUCACCCAUCAAAUGUGAAACUAUAGGCUUAAAGAAACUCCAUAACAUCCAGCUUUUGAUCCCGUCGAACAGCGUUUUCUAUCAACCAAAUUUGGAGCGGAAUUUGUUGGUUGCGACUAAAGAUGAGGGUCAAUGCCUCGGUGACAGUGCAAUAGGAACAGAGUCGUUUGGGGCGAAUCAGUUUGCUGUUUGCUACUCGUGGCAAACCAUGGAGAGUACGGAUAACGAAUCCCUAGUUGCGAAGAAUAUUAAGUACUUCAUUGAGAAGGCCAAUUUGGAUGUGAAAAGUUCGGUGCAGUUGAUUUACGACCUUUUUGAGCAGAUGAUAGAGGAUAAUUUUGCCUUGGCUUUACCUCACCUGGUGCAUUUUUGUGAGAUUUGUGAGAACAGAGAUCAAAUUCGUCAUCUCUACACCUUGGUGCUUGGAUUGCAGGAAAGAGUCGCCAUGGAGGAUACGUUGUCGCAGCAGCACAUAAUAUAUCUACUGUGCAAGAUGGCAGCACUGCUAGUACCAACGAUGGCUGAGUUGACUCAUCUUUGUACGAUCAUUCCAACGUACUUGAAGAGUACCCAACUGUACAUCAGAGAUGCAACACUAAAUGGACUGAUUUGCUUACUGGAAUGCCUAGUAACUUCCAAUACCACCAUGGGUGGCUUGAGCGAAGAGCUGCAGUUACUGAGAAUUAUAAUCGUCAACUAUAUUGUCAAGCACGGCAUUAUCGAUGAAAGUGCAACAACGUUCAGUGACACUCACACGAAGCUGGUAUGGACAUUAAACUUUUAUCUUAUCGAAAACACGUCCCGAUUUGUCUCGGAUUGCAAUUUGCCGUCCAAUAGUAUUAUUUCAGCAAAUAACAUUCUGAAAAGGACGACAAAUUUGGAAAUCUACCUCUGUAUACUGAAUGGCUUGGAAAGACUGGUCCUCACAAACACAACCGGCCGGCAGCUGCUGGAGAAGAUUGAAAAACUGGCCCUCGAUUUGGUCAAGCUAGAUAAUGAAAUGUUUUCCCUGUCGGCAUUGAAGCUUCUGCUAACCUGCAUCUACCAUAGUUCAACCGAGCAGCUGGAAAAUACGGAGCGUUCCAAUGGUAUCGUACAGGACGAGCCUGAGAUCAUCAUCCAACAAAUCGAAAAAAUCGAAAUCCUCUUUGCAAAGAUUCGCACUACAACCCCUCAGGGAGCAAAGAUCUUUGGUGACGUCCUGUGUCAGCUGAUUCGUGACCUAUUACCACCGAAUGAAAUUCUCACUAAGGUCUUCAAAGAGCUUAUGCUGAACCAACCCAACCCGGACAUCAUCGCUACCGUAACCUACCAAGUGUUCCGCUCAGCAAUCGAUUGUUCCUACCUGGCUCUGUUGCAGGAAUGGUUGCUGUGCUCCCUGCCAAAUUUUCUAGCAUUCCCUCAGAUUAACAAAUCCGUUUGGUGCCUCACAGUGAUAUUCUUGUCCGCUUCACUAAACCAACAUCUUCUGAAGAUCUUUCCGGAGGUUCUUUCAUUGCCUUCAUAUCAGCAGCUGAACGAACGAGAAUUACACAAUUUCAUUCUAUCAGCAAAGGAUUUCUACCGUCGUUUGGAUUCAUCGCAAAAGGUUAAAUUUAAGGAAAUAUUUCAGCAGAGCGAUUCUUUCGUGUAUCAGAGUCUGAUGCGUUGUCUGUGAGAAGGUUUCAGAAGGUGCGAUUUUAUCUUUACGUGUUUACUAAAAGUGCAACAGUUUAUGUUAUUUUUACAGGAAGAAAAACUCUAUAUUGUAUUGCUAUUUAUGACAAAUUUGAAU
Messenger RNA from Ochlerotatus camptorhynchus, 8941 nucleotides. It is a transcript of the gene htt, whose product is annotated as huntingtin. The transcript has 14 exons. The record is from RefSeq and is a predicted model, not a curated record. NCBI's taxonomy places the organism in Eukaryota, Metazoa, Arthropoda, Insecta, Diptera, Culicidae. Gene Ontology annotation, cellular component: nucleus; cytoplasm. The coding region runs from base 134 to 8824 and encodes 2896 amino acids.